Messenger RNA from Eubalaena glacialis (North Atlantic right whale), 570 nucleotides. RefSeq names its product doublesex- and mab-3-related transcription factor C2-like. Bases 1 to 570 code for a protein of 189 amino acids. Gene Ontology annotation, biological process: regulation of DNA-templated transcription. Gene Ontology annotation, cellular component: nucleus. The record is from RefSeq and is a predicted model, not a curated record. Lineage: Eukaryota; Metazoa; Chordata; Mammalia; Artiodactyla; Balaenidae. Gene Ontology annotation, molecular function: sequence-specific DNA binding. The transcript is spliced from 4 exons.
AUGGAUCCCAAUGAAAUGCCUGCUGUGCCCUGCGCCCCCCCCGACUCCACCACUGGACUUGAGACCGGAGCCCCAUGGGGGAUUGAACUUGGCCCCAGAAGAGCUAUACGUCGCUGUGCCCGCUGCCACAACCACGGCAUCACUGACGAAAUCAAGGACCAGGAGCACGUCUGCCUCUUCGAGGCCUGCAAGUGUCACAAGUGUGCCCUCUUCUCGGAACACUGCAGCAUCUUGCCUGCUGAGAGUGCCUUGAAGUCGGAGCGGGGGCCACGCCGAAAGAGGCACCUGACUGAAGGACGGAUAAGGAGUGGGACCACCUCUCGCAAAGCUCACAGCCACGUCAACAAGUUGGCCAUUGAAGCAGGAGUCCACAGCAAGCUCCCAAGGAGCUCUGCUGAUCGGUCUGGUCUCGGAAUCUUUGUCUCUGUCCUGGACUCCAGCACCCUUGAAGAAGCAACUAACAAUUUCUCUUUCCAGGGAGUCACACAGACCCCCUGCCCUGCCCAGCAGGUACUGUUUGCAGAGAGCUCCCUUGAAGUCAGUGGAGCAGAGUCUCAUAGUUCUGGGUGA